AUGAGUGCCGAAGUAGAAUCUAUUCCUCAAGUUGAGAAUCAAGCAUCAGCAGCUUAUGAAAAUACAGCUAAACAAAAUCCGAUAGAAAAUAUUCAACAAGAGCUUAAGAUUAUUAAGCGUAAGUUGAAUGGAUAUGUUGGGUUUGCAAACUUACCAAAGCAAUGGCACAGGAAAUCGGUCAGAAGAGGUUUUACAUUGAAUAUAAUGAUUGCCGGAGAAAGUGGGUUGGGUAAAAAAACUUUGAUAAACACGUUAUUCAACAGGGAAAUUUUAUCUAAUGACAUUAACGAGGAAUCAGCAGAAUUCGAUGACGGAGAGACCCAACCUGUCAGAACCAGAACCGACAAGGCUGAAAUUGAAGAAGAUGGUGUUAAAUUGAACUUGAGUGUUAUAUCUACACCAGGAUUUGGUGAAUCAAUUAACAAUGCUGACUCUUGGAAGCCAAUCGUUGACGAAAUUAAUGACAGGUUUGAUGCCCACUUAGAAGCAGAAAGUAGAAUAAAUAGAUCUGCUAUUGUUGACAAUAGGGUCCACGCGUUCCUUUAUUUUAUUGAACCAACUGGUCACUCUUUGAGAUCUUUGGAUAUUGCUCUUAUGAAAGAGAUUCACGAAAAGGUCAAUUUGAUUCCAGUUAUUGCCAAGUCGGAUACGUUGACUGAAGAAGAAAUUAUCGAUUUCAAGCAAAGAAUCUUAGAAGAUAUUAGGUAUCAAGGAAUUAAGACCUUCAAUCCAGCUCAAUAUGACAACGAUGAUGAAGAAUCUUUUGCUAACACUCAGAGCAUCAUGAACAAAUUACCAUUUGCUGUGGUUGGAUCUACUAAGGAGGUCGAAACUGUCGACGGCAGAAUUGUCAGAGGUAGAAGCUAUCCAUGGGGUAUAAUCGAAGUUGACAAUGAGGAACACUGUGACUUUAUAAAAUUACGUCAAUUAUUGAUAAGAAACUUUUUAGAAGAAUUAAAAGAACAUACCGCCAAUUCAUUAUAUGAAAAUUACAGAUCCGAAAAAUUAUUGAGAAUGGGAAUCCAACAAGAUAACUCGGUCUUUAAGGAAUUCGAUCCAUUGGCAAGACAAGAAGAAGAGAAGAGCCUCCACGAAGCUAAAUUGGCUAAGAUGGAAGCAGAAAUGAAGAAUGUUUUCCAACAAAAGGUUUCAGAAAAAGAGAAAAAAUUACAAAGAUCAGAAGCCGAUUUGUUUGCUAGACAUAAAGAAAUGAAAGACAAAUUAUCUAAACAAAUAAAAUUAUUAGAAGAUAAGAAAGAACAAUUAGAGAAGCAAAAAUCGUUACCCCAAGAGCCAGCACAACCAGCACCGGCACCAACAAAGAGUCGUAAGGGUUUCUUACGUUAG
Messenger RNA from Debaryomyces hansenii CBS767, 1347 nucleotides. It is a transcript of the gene CDC3, whose product is annotated as septin. Bases 1 to 1347 code for a protein of 448 amino acids. Lineage: Eukaryota; Fungi; Ascomycota; Pichiomycetes; Serinales; Debaryomycetaceae. Gene Ontology annotation, molecular function: GTP binding; molecular adaptor activity; GTPase activity. Gene Ontology annotation, cellular component: cytosol; septin ring; cell division site. Gene Ontology annotation, biological process: cytoskeleton-dependent cytokinesis. The record is from RefSeq and is a predicted model, not a curated record. The transcript is spliced from 2 exons.